AUACAAAGAAGAGUGGAAGUAAGCAAAGUUUUACUUGCGGAGAAAACAACACCGUGUUUGGUUCUUUCUCUUUUUUCUUUGCCCAAAAAGUUGAAAGAAUAGAGGGGCAAAAUUGAGAGCGCAUUUCCUUCUUCAAUAAACUUACUUACAAUGGAAGAGGGAAGGGUGGUGAGUGAGUACACUCAAGAUGGAACUGUGGAUCUUAAAGGGAAACCCAUUCUCAAAUCCAAAAGCGGUGGUUGGAAAGCUUGCUCCUUCGUUGUUGUGUACGAGAUAUUUGAAAGAAUGGCUUACUAUGGAAUAUCAUCAAAUUUGAUAUUGUAUCUGACAAGGAAGCUUCACCAAGGGACUGUGACCUCUUCGAACAAUGUGACUAAUUGGGUUGGAACCAUUUGGAUAACUCCCAUCUUAGGAGCCUACGUUGCUGACGCUCGCCUUGGCCGCUAUUGGACUUUUGUCAUUGCCUCCGUCAUCUAUCUACUCGGUAUGUGUCUACUUACACUAUCAGUGUCCCUUCCAAGCCUAAAGCCACCUGAGUGCCUUGAAAGGGAUGUCACAAAAUGUGAAAAAGCCUCCACACUACAGCUAGCUGUAUUCUAUGGUGCACUCUACACUCUUGCACUUGGAACCGGUGGAACCAAGCCUAAUAUUUCCACCAUUGGUGCUGACCAGUUUGAUGACUUUGACUCCAAAGAGAAGAGGCAUAAACUAUCUUUCUUCAAUUGGUGGAUGUUCAGCAUCUUCAUUGGGACCCUCUUUGCAAAUUCUGUUCUAGUUUAUAUACAAGACAAUGUGGGUUGGACUCUUGGGUAUGCUCUUCCCUCUCUUGGGCUUGCAAUAUCCAUCAUAAUAUUCUUGGCAGGCACACCCUUCUAUAGACACAAAUUACCCACAGGGAGCCCUUUCACUAAAAUGGCCAAGGUCAUAGUGGCUUCUAUAAGGAAAUGGAAAGUGCCCAUUCCCAGUGACUCUAAAGAACUAUAUGAGUUUGAUGUGGAAGAAUAUGCAAAGAAAGGAAAAGUCAGAAUUGAUCACACUCCAACCUUGAGGUUCCUUAACAAGGCAUGUGUGAAGACUGGUUCAAGUACUACUCGUGCAUGGAUGCUAAGCCCUGUUACCCACGUAGAAGAGACCAAACAAAUGCUCAGAAUGAUCCCCAUUUUGGUUGCUACCUUUAUUCCCAGUGCAAUGGUUGCUCAGAUAAGUACCCUUUUUGUGAAGCAAGGAGUUACACUUGAUAGAGGCAUUGGCAGCUUCAAUAUACCCCCAGCUAGUUUUGGCACAUUUGUGACACUGUCCAUGCUUAUAUGUGUAGUGCUCUAUGACCGUUUCUUUGUCAAGAUUAUGCAAAGGUUGACCAAGAACCCCCGAGGCAUAACCCUUCUUCAAAGGAUUGGAAUUGGCCUCAUAAUCCACAUAGUGAUUAUGGUAGUUGCAUCUAUGACUGAAAGGUAUAGGCUUAGAAUGGCCAAAGAAAACGGGGUAGUUGAAAAUGGAGGACAAGUUCCUUUGACCAUAUUCAUAUUGCUUCCUCAAUUUGUUCUUAUGGGAGUUGCUGAUGCAUUUGUAGAGGUUGCAAAAAUUGAGUUUUUCUAUGACCAAGCCCCAGAAAGCAUGAAGAGCCUUGGCACUUCCUAUUCAAUGACCACCUUAGGCAUUGGGAAUUUCCUAAGUACUUUUCUUCUCUCUACAGUUUCACAUGUCACUAAGGAACAUGGUCAAGGUUGGGUUUUGAACAACUUGAAUGCAGCUCAUCUUGAUUACUACUAUGCACUUUUGGCUAUACUAAACUUCCUCAACUUCAUAUUUUUCCUGGUUGUGGCAAAGUUUUAUGUAUAUAGAGCUGAAGUUUCAGAUUCCAUAAAAGUGCUUGCUGAAGAGAUGAAGGAGAAAACGGCCAUUGUGUCAAACCAAGUGAUUACAAGAGAGUAAUUAGUUGAUGAAAAUUAAUUUGGGGUAGUUUUGUUCAUUUGGAUGCCAUUUCAUGUUUUAAGUGAUUUUAAUUGAAUUAGUUAUUGGAGUAUAUGUCAUGGCAUAAGUUAUAGGAUCUUAACGUGUGAUUAUUUGGAUAUUGGACCUAACCUGUUUAGUCUUUAAGAAACGUCACAUACAUUGUGUAAGGAACAACGUAGGAGAAGGAAGUAUUUUAUUUUUAUUUUUCCUUUUAUCAAUGUGUACGCUUAAAUACCUAUUUGAUACCUAUUAAUGAAUAUUUAUGUUAGUAUUUUUUUU
Messenger RNA from Abrus precatorius (Indian licorice), 2232 nucleotides. RefSeq names its product protein NRT1/ PTR FAMILY 5.2-like. Gene Ontology annotation, cellular component: membrane. The coding region runs from base 151 to 1932 and encodes 593 amino acids. NCBI's taxonomy places the organism in Eukaryota, Viridiplantae, Streptophyta, Magnoliopsida, Fabales, Fabaceae. The record is from RefSeq and is a predicted model, not a curated record. The transcript is spliced from 4 exons. Gene Ontology annotation, molecular function: dipeptide transmembrane transporter activity; tripeptide transmembrane transporter activity. Gene Ontology annotation, biological process: transmembrane transport; dipeptide transport.